AGGAGGCCCGCCGCGAGCGGAGAAAACUGCGGGCCGAGGCCGCCGAACGCGAGAGGCUCGCCAAGGAGGCCGCCGAGCGCCGGCCGACGCGCCGCCGCCCGCCCGACGCCGCCGCCUUCGCGCGCCUGUACAACGAGGCGGCGUACCGGGAGGCGCUGCUGGAGGAGAAGCGAAAGCAGAAGCUCGCGGAGGAGGAGCGGGAGCUGCGCGCGGGGCUGGCGCACGGUGCUCCGCACGUGGGAGAACGGCGCCGUUCGGAAGGCGCUCGGCCAGCCUUGAGGGCUGGCGCUGGCGACGCUGGCGGCGCCGCUGCGCCCCCGGGCUCGCCGGGGGACGGCGACCCACUGCCAUGCUUCCGGCCUGACCCGCCCUGGGAGGGCCCCGGCGCGGCCGCGUCGGCUGCC
Messenger RNA from Prorocentrum cordatum, 404 nucleotides. The record is from the annotation of a GenBank genome assembly. Lineage: Eukaryota; Dinophyceae; Prorocentrales; Prorocentraceae.